AUGGAUCCUCACCAUGGCGCCGCGCAAAACUUGCGCGCCGCUCGCUCCAAGCGCAGCCAUGUCAUGACUUCGCAAGCGGGCGGCGCCGCAUUCUCCAGCUCGGCUCACCUGGAGGCACCAACCGCCACUUUAUCCUCAUCCUCACCUCCUCACCGGUCAUCACCACGACGUCCAUCCCUGGGUCCAAGACGCAAAAGCCGAAACUCGGCCCCUGCCGUGCCUACUCUCUCGAUAUUCCCCUACUCUUCCUCCUCAUCCACUUCUUCUCUCUCCUCCUCACCCGGCUCAACGGCAACUUCUACCGCAGUCCCCAUCGCCCUGCCUUCGAGACCGCUGCGAACCUCCCUGGCUAGUCGGGGCAGCGUGUCUAGGACAACCAACCCGUUCCUCCUCGAGACUUCCUCCUCUUCGUAUCUCGGUGAGGAUUUCGCGUCUUUCUCGUCGUCGCUUUCGUCCAACUAUUCCUUUGCGCCCUCGAGUUUCGCUUCGACAUGCCCUCUGGGCUUGUCCAUGGAUGAAGAGACCGCCGAGUCCUCGUUGUCUGAGCCGGAUCCCGGGUUGGACUCCAAGAUGGACCCAUUCGGCAGUGCCAACCUGUACAGCGUCCCCGUUGGGACGAAGGUGAAGCAGUUUGUCGGUGAGGGCUCGGCCAACGUUGUUAUCGAGUUGGAUUUGCCGGAGGGGACGUCGGCUGCGACGAGGGAAUUUUUCGAAGGCAAACUCUUGAGGCUGCAAAAGGUGUCAAGGAAACCCGAAAAACAGCCUUACCCCUAUCCUGUGCAGUACCGCUAUUGGAGAGAGCGUAUUAAACCCAUGUUUUCGGAAAAAGAUGACCUCGUCAAUAUCGAUCUCGUUCGUCUAGGGCCUGGAGGAUCGAAUCUUUUGAAUGACGUUGACGAUUUGCUGGCUCUGAUGGAUAUGGCAACCUCGAGGAGUAGAGAUCAGGCCCCCCCCGCAGAUAUAGAGGCCACGGUCAAGGCUCCCGAAGAGUCUCCGCUGAAGAAGAGGAAAAAGAAGUUUGUUGGCUCUAGGCUUGCGCGCGUAGAGUUUGGCAUGCUUGUGGACGACAUGCGAAUUGACGAGAGCGAAGGCAUCAUGAUUGAAGUCAAGCCAAAGUGGCUUCUCCAAUCACCCAGCGCCCCCACUGACGCCGUCCGCUGCCGAACCUGCGCCGUCCGUCUCCACCGCCGCCUCAAGGACUCCUCCUACGACGGAGCGCACCUCCCAUGUCCGCUGCUUAUGACCUCUGACCGUUGGGAAGACCGCAGCCUCUUCGUAUCCCGGCUAUUCGGCGACGAGGAGCUCGACGAGUGGUACGUCGCGCCCUUGCGCCGUUGGUUCAAGGGCGUUGCACCUUCGCGACCCAAGCGCCUCAUCACCCAGGUCCGCAACAUGCAGCGGCAGCUUGACCAGAAGGGCCCCCUGGGCUCCAACGCCGAUGACGAGCAGUUCCGCCUCGCCAUGACACUGCGAGACUGCAGCGUGUUUCUGAGAGUUUUGCGCAGACCCGGCGGGCAGGCCAAGGUGGUGGCCAAGAUUGCCGACCUAGACAAGAAGAACUCGGCUGCGAAGAUGGAUUGGUGGAAGAAGACGGAGCUAGACCUCGUUAAGGGCGGUGCUUAUUUUGCGGAGUAUCGCGUUGAUGUCGAACAGGGGAGGGUGGUCAUCGCGGGGACGGAGUGUCAUAUGGAGAUGGAGAGGAGGAGAGCGAGGAGGAAGAGUGAGGCGAAGGAACGCCAGCUCCAGGGUGAGCUGAGACUGAGGGAGGGCAUGGAAGAGCAUCAUAAUCGGCUCAUUCGGGAGUGCGAUCUGGAGAAGUAUGUUGUGUGA
Scedosporium apiospermum is the source of this 1830-nucleotide messenger RNA. RefSeq lists its product as uncharacterized. Gene Ontology annotation, molecular function: inositol-1,3,4,5,6-pentakisphosphate 2-kinase activity; ATP binding. The coding region runs from base 1 to 1830 and encodes 609 amino acids. The record is from RefSeq and is a predicted model, not a curated record. Gene Ontology annotation, biological process: inositol phosphate biosynthetic process. Gene Ontology annotation, cellular component: nucleus. The transcript has 3 exons. NCBI's taxonomy places the organism in Eukaryota, Fungi, Ascomycota, Sordariomycetes, Microascales, Microascaceae.